GUGUGUUUGCGUCUUUGACCUCACCUACAUUAUCUGCGCCAACCACACAUGCACCUAUUGUCUCCCACAUACAUCAGGAUGCUUCAUGUACUUUCAGAGGGUGUGGGAGUGGUCACAUGACUCCACAAUACUAUCCAACAAUGAACUUGGGAGGGAGCUGGAGACUGGUAUAAAUGAUGAUGGAUUUUUAUUAGGGGACUCUGGAUAUCCUUGCAAACCCUGGCUGAUGACUCCAUUACCAGAAACAUCAUCAAGAGCUGAGGAAAAGUACAACAGCUCACACUGCAGGACACGGAAUACUGUGGAAAGAGCAUUUGGUUUACUGAAGUCGAGAUUUAGAUGUCUGCACAAAAGUACGGGAUGCCUCCCUUUUAGCCCUACAAGAUGUUCCCAUGUGAUCAUGGCAGCUUUUAAGCUCCACAACUUCUGUUUGGAUUUGAAGCUGCCUAACCCUCCUGAAGUAGAUGCAGACACAUUUCAAGUUGACCAGGAUGCUUGUCAAGACCAGCAGGAGGGCCGGCAGAUAAGACGGCAACUGAUAGAGCAAUAUUUCUCUACUUGAGGUUUGUGCAUAUAAAUUAUACUGUAUUCCGCUAUUUACAAUAAAGGAUACCAUUCGCUUCCACAUGGUUCAAAAAUUGUGGUACUCAAAACAUAUGUGUUAAAUACAUUUCUACAACAAAGAGGUUAUUUCACUGAAAAUUUAACGGAAAUCUAUAACGAAUGAAAGUACUGUAAUUUGACCCACUAAUUGACUCAGUGUGCAAUUUUUAUUGAAAUGAAAGACCUGAAAUACUUCACCUCAAUUAAAAAAAAAAAUUGUAUUUACUUUUUAUUCAAUUUUUAAUUAUACUUUUAUAUAAUUCCUUAUACAAUUACAGAAAUACAAUUUGUUUUUAACAAUUUCACUUAUAUAAAACUUAAUACAAAGUUAUUUUUAAAUAAUAUUUUCAUUUGCAUCGACAUAAACCUCCAAAGAUUCACUAUGACACAAAAUCAGGCUCUUGGUAAAUAUUCAAAAUGUCCAAACUUGAAGCAAUAAAGAACUUGAACUUGAACUUGUCAUAUGCUAAUUUAAUUAAAGUUAUACUUAUUCAUUAGAAAUAAUUAUAUUUUGCAAGACUGAUUGGUUUUGCAUAAAAGCAAAUUGUUCUUCCUCCACUUUUAAUCGUCUGGUUUCGACAUCCAGCAGUUUUUCUAGGAUAUUCAACUUCUUUCUCUCCAAGUCGAUCAUUAUUUCGAUAUGUUCAGCUGGUUGUUUGUCAGACGUUUUUUUCUUUCUU
Messenger RNA from Gigantopelta aegis, 1283 nucleotides. RefSeq names its product putative nuclease HARBI1. The coding region runs from base 86 to 562 and encodes 158 amino acids. The transcript is spliced from 3 exons. The record is from RefSeq and is a predicted model, not a curated record. Lineage: Eukaryota; Metazoa; Mollusca; Gastropoda; Neomphalida; Peltospiridae.